GUAAGUUUGGUCCGUGGGGAGAGGCAACUGUUAUGGAAGUGUUGAAUUUGCUUCACUGUAUUUUCACUCACCCCGACCGGGAAUAACGCAUUUGGGAAUGCAUUGAUCGUUAAAUUAGUCAGACAUUAUAGAAGUUGGGUAAAGAUCAGUCUAAGGAAGAAGGCAGAAAGAGCUCGCGCUUUAUUUAUCUUCCCUUGACCACUUCAUUUCGUUGGACAGCAAAACAUACGCAGUUGUGAGUUUGUGCGUGUUGAACACUCGUCUGUAUAUUGAGUUCGCUUCGGAAAGUUUUGUUUAUCGAAGUUAGGUUUUAGGAAGGUCAUGGGGCGUCCGCGUUUCAGUCGUGUAGGAGUUUAAAUAUAGACUAGUUGACGCUCGGUCAAAACAAGCAAUUAUCUGCAUGUAAAAAGAUGGAUCGCAGUGUACGUGCCUCGUCUGUUUUGCCAAAAUGCAAUGGAACUAAAUGAGGCCUGUCGACCACCGUAUCUUUGCUUCAGUUUCGAGCACGGUGAACAGUGUAAUCUUAAUCAGAUGCAAGAAGACAUCUCAGGUAUGAGCUUUGCAAGGUCUGACAAGGACAGUCAAAUAUGUGAACAGGUGAUUGACUAGGACUCUACCACAUUAAUUGUGCACCAGUAGCGAUGGAGCGGAGCAAACGCAACUCCAUUGCUGGUUUCCCCACAAGGCCAGAUCGACUGGAGGACCUUGAUGGUGGGGUAGGAGGGGUGGAUACCAGCCCGGCACAGCUCGACAGAGUGUAUUCCUCUUCAUACCGAGCUCUCAUCAGUGCCUUUUCUUGCUUGACCCGACUUGAUGACUUUAUCUGCGAAUGGAUUGGCUCUGGGUUCUUUUCUGAAGUCUACAAGGUACGUCAUAGAGCUACAGGCCAGGUCAUGGCUCUGAAGAUGAACACGCUGAGCAGUAAUCGUGCAAACAUGCUGCGAGAGGUUCAGCUCAUGAACAGACUCUCCCAUCCCAACAUUCUCAGAUUCAUGGGCGUGUGUGUGCAGGAAGGUCAGCUUCAUGCUCUCACAGAGUACAUUAAUGGUGGCAACUUGGAACAGCUGCUGGACAGCAAUAAGUACCUGAGCUGGGCCACGCGAGUCAAACUGGCCUUAGAGAUUGCCAUGGGCCUUAGUUACCUUCAUUCAAAGGGCAUUUUCCACAGAGAUCUCACAUCUAAGAACUGCCUGAUCAAGUCAGAUGAGAAUGGUUAUGCUGCAGUCGUUGGUGACUUUGGCCUUGCGGAGAAAAUCCCCAGUGAUGAUUCUGAGGGAGAGAAGCUGUCCGUGGUGGGAUCUCCAUUCUGGAUGGCUCCAGAGGUGUUAAGAGACGAGCCGUACAACGAGAAGGCUGAUGUCUUUUCAUAUGGAAUUCUUUUAUGCGAGAUCAUUGCGAGGAUACAGGCUGAUCCUGACUAUUUACCACGCACUGAAAACUUUGGUCUGGAUUAUCAUGCCUUCCAGCACAUGGUAGGAGAUUGUCCACCUGACUUCCUACAACUCGCCUUUAACUGCUGCAAUAUGGAUCCAAAGCUCAGGCCGUCGUUUCCAGACAUAGUAAAGAGGCUAGAGGAGAUCCAGAAAAAGCUGAAAGGCGAUGAAUCCGAGAGAGAGAGGAUGCUGUUAACUGCAGUGGAAUUGGACAAAAAAUCCCUUCCUAAAGGACCUGUUGAUAAGGGAAUAAAAAGGUUAAAUUCUCACAGUUUCCAAGAUGAUAAGAUUCCACCAAAGUCGCCUCGUCCACGUCGCAGCAUCUGGCUCUCCCGCAGCCAGUCAGACAUUUUCUCUCGCAAGCCCGCUCGCAAAGUGAACGUCCAGGACCCUUACUACAACCCAGGACCUAGAGAGUUCAUUUAUGGGGUCCCAAAAGUCAACCCAUUCAAUGCUAGAGAAGACCUAAAGGGGGGCAAGAUCAAAUUUUACGCCAUGCCCAGCAAAUCAGUCUUCUCGCUCCUGUUCGAUCUGCACUCGCCCCACGGCAGUCAGAGUGCAUACCAGCCUCAGCCCAACCUCGCUACCUGGCUGGAGCCCUGGCAGCUUCCGGGUCGGCAAUGUCGGUCUCUCCCCGUCUCCCCUCUGCUGCCCCACUCCGAGACCAUCUUCUCAACUCCUACCCAAUCCAAGAGCCAAGCAGGACAGCCCGGCAGUGAAAGCAGGCAGCAGGUAUUGAGUAGCUGGGCUAGGAAGUAUGCGGUAACAGAGAUUCCUCCGUACAGGCCACAAGUAGAACGAGAGGAGCUAGAGAGCUGGCCACCUCUGGUCCCUUCUGAUGGCGGAGAGGCAGAGGCCAUGGACUGCUCCAGCAGCAAAGGCAGCCCUGCAGAUGAGGGAGAGGGGAUCUUCAGCCAGAUGCAGAACGGAAGAGUCGGGGGUAUUUGUGUGGACAUGGAGGCUGAAGACCAGGAGGGUGUGUUGAUCUCAAAUAAGAACUCGCUCACUCUGAGCAUGUCCGUUGAACCCAAGGAACUGUGUCCAAUUGUCCUAAAAGCGGGCAAAGCAUCCACAGCCACAGACCGCUUCUCCAGAUGUGAUAUCUAGAUGGUAGACUGGAGUCUUGACUCCCUUAGGUUUGAACUGAUGAGAUGACAUGUGAACAGAGAUUAUAUUCUCGGUAAAUAUUUAAUGAUAUAAAUAUUGUUCCUUCGAGUGAAAAGAGUUAUCCUUGUAACGUAAGCAAACAGGACGACUUGGAGUAAUUGACUGUCUGAAAUGAGAACAAGAAACGGUGUGAAAUAUUGUUCCGGUCCAUGUAUUAGUUACCCAUCACACUAUGAAUAACUCAUACCGAGGGGAUUUGGGAUGUCACCUUACACUGGGUUACAAAUAAGACAAAUUAUGUGACCUCUUUUAAACUCAAUAUGCUAUUGAUUGCACAUACCACAUAUGCUGUUUUGUUUUAAAACAUGCUUCUAGUUUGUCCACACACAUUUAAGGGAGCAGCUUUGGCCAUAUAUUAAUUGCCAUUUGUUUUUAGAAGUUACCGAAGAAUAAAUCUUUUGGAGAAGGUUAUUUUGGGUGUUUACUUUUCUGCACUGCAUGGGCCUAGAAAAAUAAAUCCUACAAACAUUCCAAAAUUUUGUAGUACAUCUUACCCUCGCUUAAGUUCCUGGGAGUUGCCAUCCUCUGCCAAUGGUGCGUGCCAUUGUGAUUUCAGAUCAUCUUUUUAACUCCGUGACCUCUCAGGUCUUCACAAAUGUCCAUGUCUCUAUCUACUUAAAAUCGUAAUUGCACUUGAAAUAAGUUAAUGGUUUGAACUUUUUAAUCUAUUAUUUGUCACUACAUUUCUAUGCAAUAAAUUUAACCGAGGCAUGAUAGUUUUAUAGAGAGGAUUUAUUUUGAUAUUUAUAUUGAGCAAAAAAAUUAUUUUAACAUGUCUUACUACAUGUCUGUGAAAACUGUGGUGUUAUUAGUGUUUAACGAAUAGAGAUGUAAAUGUGGAAAAGUUUUGCUAGUGUAUUUUUAACUCAAACUUUCUCCUUGUUUAGUCCUGACUGUUUCCUCAGCGUUUGUAGAUUUUAGAUUUGUAACUGAAUCAGAGAUGUAUAUUUCUACCAAAGACAGAUCAGGACUUAUUUUACCAUUUAUAUGGCUUUAAAUGUUGAAAUGCAUGUGUGUUUCUAUUUGUUUAAAAUAAAUUCAAAAUGUCUUAUUUUA
Triplophysa dalaica is the source of this 3656-nucleotide messenger RNA. It is a transcript of the gene tesk2, whose product is annotated as testis associated actin remodelling kinase 2. Lineage: Eukaryota; Metazoa; Chordata; Actinopteri; Cypriniformes; Nemacheilidae. The transcript has 12 exons. Gene Ontology annotation, biological process: protein phosphorylation; actin cytoskeleton organization. Gene Ontology annotation, molecular function: ATP binding; protein serine/threonine kinase activity. Bases 642 to 2540 code for a protein of 632 amino acids. Gene Ontology annotation, cellular component: cytoplasm; nucleus. The record is from RefSeq and is a predicted model, not a curated record.